UUCCGUCCGUGCGUCAACAGCAACAGCUAGGAUGUUGCGAUAUCGCGGGCAGCCGAAGAUUGCUGCGGUUGCACACAUAACGGUGCUGUGUUGAAACGUCCUCCCAAUGUUUAGGUGGAUGCUAAAUUAUACGGUUUCUCAUUUCAGCUGUAACACACGGAUGCCUUGUUUAUUUUAUUUAUUUAGCUUCAGUCGUUAUGUGUUGAUAAAAGGCUGCAUCGCGCUAACGCGCUAGCUUACUAAAAUCACAGCUUUAAUGUAACGUUAAAUGGAAGCGGUUAAAUAGCCGGACAGGCAGCUAUGUGCCAUCACUUCACUUGACUGAGGAUGGAAAGAUUGUUUCGGGGGACACACACCACAAGUCAGACGUCGGACGCAUCGCACCCGGAGACAUUAUCUUCAGAGGAUAACCUGGAUAACCUUACGCGAAAUGUCAUAGCGCGCGAGCGGCUAGCACUGGGCUAGCUCGGUAAUGACCACAGGAGAUGGGAGAAGGACCUUAUGUUAUCAGCAGCAGCAGCCGAGCGUGAACAGCUGGACGGAUAGCUAGAGAAAUACUUCCUCCGGAGAUGCUUUAGCCCUCCUGGGUGGUGUUAUUCACUUACAUAACAGCGAGUCGCGAGCGCUCGAGCUGUACCACCGACUGGCCCGUGUUGGCGAGCGAAAUGGGACAUUCGCCCCCCAAAAUUCCCGUUGUCUCAGCGUCGUACGCGACGAAAGGCGUCGCUGCAUGUUUCCGUUGCUGCAAAUAGACUCGCAUUAAGCGGCGAUACCUUCAGGUUCACAACCCGACCUUGCGUUGCGUUAUAUAUUUAUAUUUAUUUAUAUAAAUAACAGCAGUGCAAUUAUUCAGCGCGCGGGGGUCGGUCUCCGAUCGACGUCGAUUUGCUGACAUGAGGAAGUUCUUUGAUUCUCGCCGGGAGUUGGUGAAUUCCGGGCCCGGUUCUGGAGGAGGAGGUGGGGGCGGCUCCGGUCACGCAGGCGGAAAUUUCAUUGGCAGAGCCUUCAAUGUCGGGCGACACCAGGUUACUGUUGAGGAGAUCAUUGCCGAAGGUGGCUUUGCAAUCGUGUUCCUGGUGCGCACCAAUCAAGGGGUGCGCUGCGCCCUGAAGAGGAUGUACGUCAACAACGAGGAUGAUCUGCAGGUCUGCAAAUGCGAGAUUCAAAUAAUGAAAGACCUCGUGGGGCACAAGAACAUCGUUGGCUACCUGGACUCCAGUAUCACGGCCAUGGGGUCGAGGGAUGUAUGGGAGGUCCUCAUACUUAUGGACUACUGCAAGGGGGGACAAGUGGUCAAUUUGAUGAAUCAGAGGCUGCAGACCGGAUUCACCGAGGCGGAGGCGCUACAGAUCUUCUGCGACACCUGCGAUGCUGUUUCUCGCCUGCACCAGCGCAAGACACCCAUCGUCCAUAGAGACCUUAAGGUGGAGAACAUCCUCUUGCAUGACAAGGGUCAUUAUGUGCUGUGUGACUUUGGCAGCGCCACCAACAAGUUCCAGAGCCCGCAGACGGAAGGAGUGGCCAUCGUGGAGGAAGAGAUUAAGAAGUACACAACUUUAUCAUAUCGUGCACCCGAGAUGGUGAACCUCUACAAUAACAAGAUCAUCACCACAAAAGCAGACAUCUGGGCGCUGGGCUGUUUGCUCUACAAAGUGUGCUUCUUCACUCUGCCCUUCGGUGAAAGCCAGGUGGCCAUCUGUGAUGGCAGCUUCACCAUCCCGGACAACUCGCGCUACUCCUAUGAUCUUCACUGCCUCAUUCGGUACAUGCUGGAGCCUGACCCGGACAAAAGGCCAGAUAUCUACCAGGUGUCCCACUUUGCUUUUAAGCUAGCUCAGCGGACCUGUCCUGUCCAGAAUGUGAAGAAUUCUCCAAUUCCUUCCAAACUGCCUGAGCCCAUUAAAGCGAGUGAGGCUGCAGCAGCAAAGAAGAACCAGGCUAAACCCAGACUGACUGAUCCAAUUCCCACCACUGAAACCUCCAUCACCCCUCGCCAGAGGCCCAAAGCAGCCCAUACCCAGCCAGCUGCUGGCAUCCUACCCAUCCAGCCUGCUGCUCUCACCCCUCGCAAGCGGGCUAAUCUCCCAGGAGGUGUGGCUCAGCCUCUGGGAGUCAGCUUAAAUCUGUCUCAGCCAGCUGCAGCUCUGCAGUCACAGAAGGCCCAGGCUCCAGCUCUGCCACUCGUCCAGUCACAAAACAAUUCAAGUCAGGCUGUGGCUCCGCAGAAGCAGCAGGUGCAGCCGGCUGCAGUUACAGGAGCAGAGACUACAACAACAACAACAACAACAACAACAGCAGCGGCUGCGUCGGCAGUGACCAAGGCUGACGCCCAACAACAGGCGCAGCCGAUAGUCCAACAACAGGCCACACCCGCCUCCGGGGUCAGCGCCACCUCCCAACAGGUGGCUCAGACACCAUCAAGCCCGGCUCCACCUCAGCGUCCAGCUCGACGCAAGCAGGCUCAGGCGCCUGCGGCUGCAGCCGGCACACCGGACCCCGGCCAGACGGCUACAUCUCAGCAGACGACUCCGCCCUCGGCGGCCCAGGCUCCGCCCACCUCGGCUGCGAUCAGCCAAAAAUCGGCUGAGACGACUCCACCCGCUUCUCCGAAGGCAACCGGAGAGCGAGGCCACCAACGCACGCCGAGUGACGCGGCAGCGAACAGCGUCGCUGGAGCCCCAGUGAGCGACACCCUACUGCAGCCUCGAGGAGCCGACCGAGACGCCGCCCUCAACCAAUCACUUCCAUCUCAGCCGAGCACCGCCCAGCUGGUGGAGUUCGGUGCUGGUGAUGCAGAUCGGGACCAAAAUAAAAAUGGUUCCACCGUUCCACUGUCCGGCGAUGCCACUGACACCCCCGGGCAGCCCACGUGGAACCCUUUUGACGAUGACGACUUUUCCAACCUCGCUGUAGACAAAUUAAAAACUGAGGCCAAAAAGCCCACUGACCUUCCUUUAGAAAUUGCACCAUCAUCCUCAGAGGAGUUGAUCCCGGGCCUGCAGGCCUUAUCGGUAGAUAAUACACCCCAAGAUACUGUUGAAGGACCAAGCAUUCGCGAUGUGGAUCCAGGAGCCUCGCUGCUGGUUGUCCCGGAUCCUUUUGGUAUCCUCGAGCUGUCGGAUACACCACAGAAGCUGAUUGAAGGACUCAAAUCUCCGGACAUAUCUUCACUCAUGCUCCCCGACCUCUUGUCCCUGUCGGAUCCCUUCGGUGGCUCCCUGGAAGAUUCUACUAAAGACCCUCUCGCCGCAGACGACUCCCUCCUGGGCUGCUCUCUGAUCUCGGGUCCGUCCGCCCCUCCAGCGGCGAGCGGUGCCACCUCCUCCGUCUCUGCUGCUCCCGUCGCUGCUGCCUCCGCUCUGGAUGAUUUCAGUCUGUUGUCUGGAGACUGUGCACAGCCUGUAGCAGACUCAUCUCUCCUGAUCUCAGACCUUGAGCCCCAGCAGACCCUCGCUGACGGAGGCCCGGAGGACGAGUUCGAUCCGAUUCCCGUCACGGGCCGAAAGAAUUCCCAAGUUUCAGGAGGCCACUCGCGCAGUAACAGUGGCGGCUCUGAAUCCAGCCUGCCCAGCUUGGCCCGCCCCAUGCUGCUGGUGGACCAGCUCAUCGACUUGUAGACGGCCCCCCCGCCCCGUAGAAGCUAUAACACUGGAUUAUAGACCGGCACAGCAUAACAGCAAUCAACACUGUUGUCAUAGCUAGCUCAGCCCCUUCUCUCCCCCCCCCUCCCCUCCCACUGGCUGUCAUCUCCAUCCUAGUUCCUACAGCAGAACAACCACCGCCUUUCGCUGAUCUUCAUACCUGUCGUCUCCGCCGCGUCCGGCUUCUCUUCACCCCUCGCCUCUCACCCUCUCACUCACACUUUCUCUUUGCUGUAGUCUCAUUUACGCUCCACUAACAUCCUCUCCAAACAUCAACCAUCGCAUCUGUCCGUCAAUCAGGAUGUAUUAUCACCAUCCAGUUUGUUUGAGCAAUAUUGCAUCAUGUUUAAUAGCGAACAAUAGAAGAUCAUUGUUGUAAUGUGCGAUAGGCAUAGUUCUAAGUGGUUGUAGUUAUUAUCGUGCACAAGUGAAAUUGUUGUUGUUUGCCUUGUUUGAAUUCUCCCUCCCAGAUUUAUUUGCACAUUUGACAGUAGGAACCAUAGAAAAGUUGAAUGACCAUUUGUUCACAUCCGGUCAGUUUAUUUCUUCUCUAAAAGGGAAACUUAGUCAUGCAGCCUGAUUUGCACAGUAGCAUAAAUGUUACCUCUGUCUUUGGAUUGAAUAUCCGAUCAAUUUAGAGGUCCAAAUAGAUUAGACUGGAAUUUUUCAAUCUGGAAACAAAAUGGCUUUAAACACCAUACUGAGUUAUUGUAGUAAAUUAGCUGCUGACUGGUGGAGAAAGUAUUUUAGCUAAACUCUAAAUUAGAAAAUAAUGUCUUUACAGACAGACUGAAUUUUUGAUGAGGAUCCGCUCUCACCUGCUGUUAUUGUGAUCUUAUUUAUGAUGUCCUUGUUGAGGUCAGCAAUAGUUUGUUUAAAAUUAAAUGACGAAUCAGGGUCAUUUGAAAAGUGUUCAUUGCAGUGUGCCAUAUCAAUAGAAAAUGCAUGAAAUCUUGACAAUAAUUUGAAUAAUAAGCAGUAACAGGAAAUGCUGUAGUUUUUACUUAGAGCGCGUUCAUUCGUGACCAUCCAGGUACAUCUUUGGCACCAAGAGAAACCGUCUAAUACGCAUUUUUAAAAUCAUUUUCACUCACUUGCACUUUCUGUUUGAGUAUCAACACAAGCAUUCAUUUUGCGUUGUGCAAUCCUAUCUACAUUCAUGCCAUUUUUUCACUUCUAAUUUAUGUAAAUAGAUAUCUGCGACCCUUGCAGGCUCUUAUCCAGACCACAGAAUUGGUUAUUCUUCCUGUGUAAAUAUCUGCCAUUGUCAUGAGGCUUUACUUGUGGAAAACAUAUUGCUUUAAUUGUGAAAUCUCUCAUAUAUCCAUAUAUAUAUGACAUUGUUUUCCUGUUAAUAAAUGUUAAUAUAAAUAGAGUGUUAGAGAAUGAAUGUAAAAAAUGAAUAUUAGUCUUUAAUAAAAAUAUAUAUCUGAUUCUGAAACCAUAAACACUGAAGAAUAUUGAAGAAUACUCUAUAUGAAUAUUUCAUUCCUCUUUGUGGAAUCAUGUGUUGAAAAAGUUUUUUUUUCUUGGUUAUAUUCAUUAUUUUCAGUAAAUUUAAAUCCUAGUUGUUGUUCUACCUGAAGAUUAGGCUGAAUCCCUUGUCCUACUCUACAUGAAGGAUUAUAUUUUUAUUAAGGCGGGAGGCAAAUCUUAGUUUCAGACUGUUUCAUUUCAUCGCUCAACUUCUCUUGAAACCUGUACUUUGCGAGGCUUCGUUUUGCUUCACCUGCUUCAGUGAUCACAGAACUCAUAUCAAAACGCAUGGCAGUGUUGUCGAAUGUUAUGUUCAUGUGUGUUAUGGUAUACUGUGUAAUGAUGGGUGUGGGUGUGGGUGGUGUGUGAGUGUGUGUGGGUGUGGAGUCAGAAUUGUUGGAUGUGUUUUUCUUAUGUUGUUGUUGUUGUUGUUGUUUGCUGCAAAUAUGGCGACGGUUGCGUCUGCAUUCAAAGCACAGCCCCCUCUCAAAUUCUCUCAGGAAGUCAGAGCUGAGAGUUGGAUACGUUUUGGCCGACUGCUCUCAAAGUCUGCUCUCCGAAUCCCAGUUUAGACCAUUGGUCUGCACCGUACCCGUGUGAGGGGCUCUGUGAGGUGUGAAAGGUACAACACUGAGCAUUCAGUGCAGGGUUCGAAAAGAUCAGCGCCGAUCAGCAAUAUCUCUGUUUCUGUAGGAUCAAACUACAUCGUUUGGCAUGCGUGAUAAAAGCAAGACAGCGUUUUUAUCCUGCCAUUUUAGGAAGUUUAUUUUUCAGUCCCUCCUGGGGGUUAAGUGACGUUUGGUAUGUAAGCGCGACAAGAAAUGGUUUUGAUUCCGACAGAGUGCAAAAAAACAUAAUGGGUUUCCAAGUGUCAGAUACACAACUUGUUGUUCUUUGAUGGUAAAACAGUGUCUGUCCUAUUCUGAUGUUUUGAAGUCUGCUCAACCCCUCAGGUUCUGGAUUUAGAUUUUUGUUUUUGUUUUUGUGGAGAACGCUUGAUUUCAAUUUCAUCCUCUGGUCUUUGAAAAAGGAAAAAAAUAAAUAAAAAAAAACUCAAGGAGGGGCAGGUUUCAAGCAAACAGUCUCAUAGGUGUAUUUACUGCAUGUGAAACUAACGGCUCCCACAUGUUCUCCCCCAGCUGCUGUACGAUCCUUCCUCCGAACACUUGCAGUUACUGUUUGAACCUAUGCAACCCGAGCUCUGCCCCUGUAGCCGCCAGUGUGCUGUCGUUAUCGGUGAAGCCGAGCAGGUAGUGUGGGAUUAGUCCUCGGUGUGAAACACAAGCCCCUCCUUCUCCCCGUUGUUUUGCCACAAAUGAAUGAAUAUCUGAUGCUUUUGAGUGUUCUCGAGACGCCUCCUGUCUUCAUGGCCCAAACCUGCAUCAGAGCUGUGGUAUUGUGUGCUCCUUCUAUUUUUGUGGGAUAAUUAAAGAAUUAUAAAGGGAUGGCAAAUAAAAUACAAAUGUGAAUGUCAA
Pungitius pungitius (ninespine stickleback) is the source of this 6592-nucleotide messenger RNA. Its product is annotated as AP2-associated protein kinase 1-like. Gene Ontology annotation, molecular function: protein kinase activity; ATP binding. The transcript has 20 exons. The record is from RefSeq and is a predicted model, not a curated record. Bases 894 to 3617 code for a protein of 907 amino acids. Gene Ontology annotation, biological process: protein phosphorylation. NCBI's taxonomy places the organism in Eukaryota, Metazoa, Chordata, Actinopteri, Perciformes, Gasterosteidae.